CAUACCCAAGUUUUCAACCCUAUACUGCUGGAACACUGACCAAUGAAAGGAGCGUGGUAUACCCCAGGAGCCCUGGCAGCAAACAACUCUGAGAUGAGGAAUGUCCAAGUCACGGAAUUGCUUUGGUUACCCCUUGAGCAUCUUCUUCAUCGUGGUCAAUGAGUUCUGUGAAAGAUUCUCCUACUAUGGAAUGCGAGCACUCCUGGUCCUGUACUUCAGGAACUUCAUUGGCUGGGAUGACGAUCUGUCCACGGCCAUCUACCAUACGUUUGUUGCCCUGUGCUACCUGACUCCAAUUCUUGGAGCUCUGAUCGCAGACUCAUGGCUGGGGAAGUUCAAGACAAUUAUAUCAUUAUCCAUUGUCUACACCAUUGGACAAGCAGUCAUCUCAGUGAGCUCAAUUAAUGACCUCACAGACCACAACCACGACGGCAGCCCUGACAGCCUUCCUGUGCAUGUGGCACUGUCCAUGAUUGGCCUGGUCCUGAUUGCCCUUGGUACAGGAGGAAUCAAGCCCUGCGUGUCUGCAUUUGGUGGCGAUCAGUUUGAAGAGGGCCAGGAAAAGCAGAGAAAUCGAUUCUUUUCCAUCUUUUAUCUGGCUAUUAAUGCUGGAAGCUUGAUUUCCACGAUCAUCACUCCCAUACUCAGAGUUCAACAAUGUGGAAUUCACAGUCAACAAGCUUGUUACCCACUGGCCUUUGGGGUUCCAGCGGCUCUCAUGGCUGUUUCCCUAAUUGUGUUUGUCCUUGGGAGCAGAAUGUAUAAGAAGUUCCAGCCACAAGGCAACAUCAUGGGUAAAGUGGUCAAGUGCAUUGGUUUUGCCAUCAAAAACAGGUUUAGGCAUCGGAGUAAGACAUUUCCCAAGAGGGAGCACUGGCUGGACUGGGCUAAAGAGAAAUAUGAUGAGCGGCUGAUCUCUCAAAUUAAGAUGGUCACGAAGGUGUUGUUCCUGUAUAUUCCACUCCCCAUGUUCUGGGCCCUGUUUGAUCAGCAGGGCUCCAGAUGGACACUGCAGGCUACAACCAUGAGUGGGAGAAUUGGAGCAAUUGAAAUUCAGCCGGAUCAGAUGCAGACUGUGAAUGCCAUCCUGAUUGUCAUCAUGGUCCCCAUUGUGGAUGCUGUGGUGUACCCUCUCAUUGCCAAAUGUGGUUUCAAUUUUACCUCCCUGAAGAAGAUGACAGUUGGGAUGUUCCUGGCCUCCAUGGCCUUUGUGGUGGCUGCAAUUGUGCAGGUGGAAAUUGAUAAAACUCUUCCAGUGUUUCCUGCAGGAAAUCAAGUCCAAAUUAAGGUCUUGAAUAUAGGCAACGGUAGCAUGACUAUACAUUUUCCUGGAGAGACAGUGACACUUGACCAAAUGUCUCAGACAAAUGAAUUCACGACUUUUGAUGUAGACAAGCUGACAAGCAUAAACAUUUCUUCUCCUGGAUCUGUAGACACUGCAGUAACGCCUAACUUGGAGAAGGGCCAUCGCCACACCCUUCUAGUGUGGGCCCCCAAUCAUUACCGUUUGGUAAAGGAUGGGCUCAACCAGAAACCAGAAAAAGGAGAAAAUGGAAUCAGAUUUGUCAGUACUUUGAACCAAGUGCUCCACAUCACAAUGAGUGGGAAAGUGUACGAAAAUGUCACCAGUUACAGUGCCAGCAAAUAUCAAUUUUUUCCUUCUGGUGUAAAAGAAUUUACAAUAAACUCCACAGAGAUUUCAACAGAGUGUCCGCAUAGUUUUGAAUCUUCCAAUCUUGAGUUUGGCAGCGCUUACACCUACGUCAUCAGAAGGGAGAAUAGUGGCUGCCUGGAAGUGAAGGAAUUUGAAGACAUUCCUCCCAACACGGUGAACAUGGCGCUGCAAAUCCCACAAUAUUUCCUCCUCACCUGUGGUGAGGUGGUCUUCUCUGUCACAGGACUGGAGUUCUCAUAUUCCCAGGCUCCUUCCAACAUGAAGUCGGUGCUCCAGGCAGGAUGGCUGUUGACCGUGGCGGUGGGCAACAUCAUUGUGCUCAUUGUGGCAGGAGCAGGCCACUUCAGCCAACAGUGGGCUGAGUACAUUCUGUUCGCUGGAUUACUUCUGGUUGUCUGUGUGAUAUUUGCCAUCAUGGCUCGAUUCUACACCUAUGUCAACCCAGCAGAGAUUGAGGCUCAGUUUGACGAGGAUGAGAAGAAAAAGAAUGCAGCAAAGAACAGCCUGUAUCCCAUGUUGGAACCUGCCCCACAGACAAAGAUGUAAAGGCCAGAAGGCAAGUAGAAAGUAGACUGAGCCCAGCAUAUGCUCUGACCUCUGUCCCUGGGGGACAGGACAGCCCAUUGGAUGGCCCUUAGAGGGGAAGACCGGAACUGUCAACCACACCAACAAAGCUAUGUUCUAAGCUGCCAGAUAUGGAUAUGAAACUCUGGAGGAAAUAUUUUUUAAUUCUAUUUAAAAUGUAUAUAGAGAGAGGGGGGAGUGAGAGAGAGAAAGAGAAAGAGAGAGGCACAUACUUUUUAAAACACUGACACCAUAUUUGCAUUCAGCUCUUCUCCUGCCACAGAAGUGAACUUAGUUGGACUAAUUUAAUUUUGAAAAGAUAACAGUACUCUAUGUUGUUUUCUUUCUAACACUUUCAUUUUAUGAAAAUGAUGUUGAAUUUUGAGUUUUUUGAUAGUGUAAAGUGUGUAUUGGCUAGUAGGAAUUGACAACUUUUCCUCUGGGGAUUUUGUUUUUCUAGUUUUGUUUGCCCUACCUCUUUUUAAAUUAUGUAUAACUCAAAA
This is a messenger RNA of Nannospalax galili (Upper Galilee mountains blind mole rat), 2742 nucleotides long. RefSeq names its product solute carrier family 15 member 1 (gene Slc15a1). The record is from RefSeq and is a predicted model, not a curated record. Gene Ontology annotation, molecular function: dipeptide transmembrane transporter activity. Gene Ontology annotation, biological process: oligopeptide transport; transmembrane transport. Bases 101 to 2221 code for a protein of 706 amino acids. The transcript has 23 exons. Gene Ontology annotation, cellular component: membrane. NCBI's taxonomy places the organism in Eukaryota, Metazoa, Chordata, Mammalia, Rodentia, Spalacidae.